CUUCUUCGGUACAUCCUCUAGCGAUACGGUCAAGCUUAUUACUCACUUUUCACCGCUUCCGACACUUGACCUUUUUUUCUCCACCGGUUUCUGAUCCUUUCACUACUCGUGUAGUUCAGGUCCUACAAGUCCCAUCAUGAUUGUCGCAAUAGCCGGGUCUGGCGAUAUGGCCAGAUAUGCCAGCGAAGAGCUCACUCGAGACGGCCACGACGUUGUCAUCCUAUCACGCAGCAACAGCAGCCAAAAACCUCACUUCAACCUCCCCGGCAUCCAACAAGUCAAAACAGACUACACGACCCCAUCCCUCUUGCAAAUCCUAAACGACACCAAAGCACGAGUUCUCAUCAGCUUCAUUACCGAUUACACUGCCUCCUUCAUCACCGUCCAUGAGAAUUUGAUCGAUGCUUGUUUGUGCAGUGUUCAUUGUAAACGCUUCAUCCCUUCCGAAUACGCCGGCAAUAUCGCAGAGUUUCCUGAAAGCCCAUCUUUCUACUAUCGCACCAGACAGCCUAUCCGCCAGAUCCUGCGUCGGCAAGAUCAAUUGGAAUGGACGCUUGUGUGCUGCGGCUGGCUCAUGGACUACAUCCUGCCUUCCAAAAACCGCCAUCUCAAAGACGCUGGCCCGGGCUUUCCUAUCGAUCUCGCGAACCAAAAUAUCAUUAUCCCCGGCACUGGCGACGAUGUAAUCUCUUUUCUCGCAGCAAGGGAUUUGGCAAGGGCGUUGAGUGUUUUGGUUUCUUCCCCGCUGGCUUGGGGUGAAUAUACUUAUAUCUGUGGGGAGACGGGGACGUUUAAUGAGCUUGUGGAGAUGGUGUUGCCUUAUUAUCCUCACCUGCAAUGCGAUGAGAUCACUUACAAGUCAGUCGAAGAAUUGGAGAUGAUAUUGCAAUCUUCACAACACGAAGAAGAGAAGAUUUUGGCGGAGUAUCAGUUGAGUAAUGUGGGGCCCUCUCUGUUGCUUCCGGAGGAAAAAGUGCAGGCGGAUAGACGGAGGUAUUUUGGUGGUGUGAUGUUUCGUGGGAUUGCAGAGUUGCUCGGGCAAGCUAGGGAUAAUCCGAAUGUUGUUGUGUGAAAGAGGAAGGGAGGAAGGAAGGAAGGGAAAAAGCUGUUUUCUUUUCUUUUUUCCCUUUCUUUUCUUUUUGAAUGCUUUGGAGGUUCUGGCUAGUAGCUUAUUUCUCGGAUGCGAACACACGCG
This is a messenger RNA of Aureobasidium pullulans EXF-150, 1195 nucleotides long. RefSeq names its product NAD(P)-binding protein. Lineage: Eukaryota; Fungi; Ascomycota; Dothideomycetes; Dothideales; Saccotheciaceae. The record is from RefSeq and is a predicted model, not a curated record. Bases 137 to 1072 code for a protein of 311 amino acids. The transcript has a single exon.